Molecule: messenger RNA, 1068 nt
Organism: Mustela erminea (ermine)
Lineage: Eukaryota; Metazoa; Chordata; Mammalia; Carnivora; Mustelidae
Gene: TSSK3
Product: testis specific serine kinase 3
Exons: 2
Coding region: 175-981 (268 amino acids)
Biological process (GO): intracellular signal transduction; microtubule cytoskeleton organization; protein phosphorylation
Cellular component (GO): cytoplasm
Molecular function (GO): protein serine/threonine kinase activity; ATP binding; tau-protein kinase activity
Source: RefSeq, a predicted model, not a curated record
CCCACCACCCGUGGCUGCUGUGUUCAGACGGAGAAUGUUCUAGCGCUGGGGGCGGCUGCGCAUGAAGUCCUUGGGGGGAAAAGGAGCAGGCCAAGGGCGAUGGUGGAGUAGAGCUGCCUCACCGAGGCAGCAUGAGCUGAGAGGGUGAUAGGAAGGAAGGAGGCGCUAGACAGCAUGGAGGACUUUCUGCUCUCCAGUGGGUACCAGCUGGGCAAGACCAUUGGGGAAGGGACCUACUCAAAAGUCAAAGAAGCAUUUUCCAAAAAACACCAAAGAAAAGUGGCAAUUAAAAUUAUAGACAAGAUGGGAGGGCCAGAAGAAUUUAUCCAGAGAUUCCUGCCUCGGGAGCUCCAGAUUGUUCGCACCCUGGACCACAAGAACAUCAUCCAGGUGUAUGAGAUGCUGGAGUCUGCCGAUGGGAAAAUCUACCUGGUGAUGGAACUGGCUGAAGGAGGGGAUGUCUUUGACUGUGUGCUGAAUGGGGGGCCACUGCCCGAGAGCCGGGCCAAGGCCCUCUUCCGUCAGAUGGUCGAGGCCAUUCGCUACUGCCAUGGCUGUGGUGUGGCCCACCGGGACCUCAAAUGUGAGAACGCCUUGUUGCAGGGCUUUAACCUGAAGCUGACUGACUUUGGCUUCGCGAAGGUGUUGCCCAAGUCACGCCGAGAGCUGAGCCAGACCUUCUGCGGCAGCACAGCCUACGCCGCCCCCGAGGUGCUGCAGGGAAUCCCCCAUGACAGCAAGAAGGGGGACGUCUGGAGCAUGGGUGUGGUCCUGUACGUCAUGCUCUGUGCCAGCCUACCUUUUGACGACACAGACAUCCCCAAGAUGCUGUGGCAGCAGCAGAAGGGGGUGUCCUUCCCCACUCAUCUGGGCAUCUCGGCCGAAUGCCAGGACCUGCUCAAGCGGCUCCUGGAACCAGAUAUGAUCCUCCGGCCCUCAAUUGAAGAAGUUAGUUGGCAUCCGUGGCUAGCAAGCACUUGAUAAAAGCAAUGGCAAGUCCUCCCCAAUAAAGCAGGGGGAGAAAGCAAACCCAAAAACCCGCUUCUAAGAUGCUGAUAUGUAUUUUAC